GACAGUAAAGCUGAGAAGAGAAGAGAAGAGAGAGAACAAAAUAUCUACACGAGCUACAACAACUAAACGUUCAUAGCUUUAAUAAUAAUAAUAAUAAUAAUAAUAAUAAUAAUAAAGUCCUUAAUUUCACAUGUAAGUAUUUUCAACAAAAUGAAAAGUCUUUACCUCUAAAUAAAAUUAUAUUAAAUAAAAAUGGCAGUAGUCUUUUCUCGUGUCCCCUGCUCUCUCUCUUCUCGAUGGUCCACUCUCUCAGUUGAAGAUCGUGAGUCAUGACACUUUGGUGAACACAAAGAAAAAACUCUCUCCACCAAACCAAAAACAAGGGCCGAAAAACUCUCUCCUUUGAUUUCAGUAUGACUAGCAUUUUUCGUAGACGGAAUAAUACCCAUCAAGAUCAGGAGAAUGAUCCAUCACAGCGCGAAAUAAAGCUUAAUGAGCUCAAGACUGCAAUUGGCCCACUUAGUGGACGCAGUUUACAAUACUGUACUGAUCCAUGCUUUAAGAGGUACUUGGAAGCUCGGAAUUGGAAUGUAGACAAAUCAAAGAAAAUGCUGGAAGAGUCACUUAAAUGGAGAUCAGUUUUUAAGCCUGAAGACAUCCGUUGGGAGGAUAUAGCAGUUGAAGGCGAGACUGGAAAAAUCUACCGGGCAAAUUUUCAUGAUCGGCAAGGAAGGAGUGUUCUAAUAUUAAGACCAGCAAAGCAGAACACUGCUUCACUAGACAAUCAGAUGCGACAUCUAGUGUAUCUGAUAGAGAAUGCUAUCCUGAACCUUCCAGAGGGUGAAGAACAGAUGGCAUGGUUGAUAGACUUCACUGGCUGGACAUUGAGUACAAGUGUGCCGAUCAAAUCAGCUCGUGAAACUGUAAAUAUUUUACAGAACCACUAUCCCGAGAGGCUAGCUGUGGCUUUUCUGUACAACCCCCCACGGAUUUUUGAAGCAUUCUGGAAGAUCGUCAAGUAUUUCUUGGACGCCAAGACCUUCCACAAGGUCAAGUUUGUUUACCCGAAGAACAAAGAUAGCGUGGAGCUUAUGAAGCAGUAUUUUGACGAGGAGAAUCUUCCGACGGACUUUGGUGGAAAAGCCGUUUUGAAUUAUGACUACGAAGAGUUCUCAAGAUUAAUGGCUCAAGAUGAUGCCAAGUAUGUUGCUUUACAUGGUUCCAAGGAGAAGCUCAGCCAGGCCACCAAUGGGCUCUCUGGGGCUGAAGUGGCUCCUGAACCAGCCAGUUGAGUCGGUCUGUAAUUUUGACCACGAUGAGGCUCCCUCCCUAAAACUCAUGGUUUGGUUGAGUUGAUGGCCUUAAUAACAAUCAGCUCAAUGAAACCAUAAAUAUAUUGUAAUGAUAAUUUAAAUUGAAGCUUAGCUGUUGGUAUGUAAGCGAGAUCAGGCUUGGAUUUUAAGGACGUUGGAACAUGUAUACUCUGCAAACCUUUCAACUCUAUUGUAUAUUGCUUCUCUUUUUCUCAGUUGUAGAAAACGGGAAGGUGGUGGUAACAUAUUUUAUAUACAUUUCUAAGUUUAGUAUUA
Cannabis sativa is the source of this 1529-nucleotide messenger RNA. RefSeq lists its product as uncharacterized. The transcript has 6 exons. The coding region runs from base 354 to 1232 and encodes 292 amino acids. Gene Ontology annotation, molecular function: phosphatidylinositol transfer activity. Lineage: Eukaryota; Viridiplantae; Streptophyta; Magnoliopsida; Rosales; Cannabaceae. The record is from RefSeq and is a predicted model, not a curated record.